This is a messenger RNA of Cercopithifilaria johnstoni, 130 nucleotides long. NCBI's taxonomy places the organism in Eukaryota, Metazoa, Nematoda, Chromadorea, Rhabditida, Onchocercidae. The record is from the annotation of a GenBank genome assembly.
AUGUGGCCACUUCGUCGAGGGGGUGGCCCACGCCGUGGCGACCUCGGAUCCGGUCCAUAUAAUGGACGACCACCUGGACCCCGUGGACCUACACCUCGAGUUAAUUCAACUCGGAUGCGGCAUCCAUCAA